This is a messenger RNA of Clarias gariepinus (North African catfish), 2556 nucleotides long. Its product is annotated as BEN domain-containing protein 4. The transcript has 6 exons. The record is from RefSeq and is a predicted model, not a curated record. NCBI's taxonomy places the organism in Eukaryota, Metazoa, Chordata, Actinopteri, Siluriformes, Clariidae. Gene Ontology annotation, molecular function: DNA binding. Bases 254 to 1909 code for a protein of 551 amino acids.
UGUUCCCCUGUUGGUAGAAGCGCGUUGUUCUCGCCAGGGGAUUGGAGCAGCAGCGUGUCAGUAAAGUCACCUCACACACACACACACACACACACAGUUGCAAGUGUUGGGAGACGCGCGGCGAGACGCCGAGACACCGAGACAGAGAGCCAGCGCGAGAGCUGCGUGCGCUUUAAUCCGUCAGCGCCGGGACUCGACGUCACCGGAGAGCGAGAGCGAGGGCGCGCGCACUGGAGCUCGAGCGACGCGGGUCAUGGAGGCGAAGAUGCUGGCGGCGGACGACGGUCUCGCGGAGCCCAAAAUGGGCGUGCAGCAGCCGCGGAGUUUCGCGAGCAAGCGCGUGAAGGCGAGGCACGAUCGACCCACCAUGGUGGAGAUCCCACAGCUGGGGGACGGCGCGAGCCAGCGGCGCUCGCACGCCAUCGCGCACACGCACACGCAGUCGUACCCGUAUCAGCCCCGACUGCAGCUCCAUCACCCCGCCAUCCAUCACGCGCAGCAUCAGUCUCCGGCGCUGCAUCGCUUCCCGGGGGAAAUGCGGCCCAGAGUCGCGACCUCCAGCUCAGCAUCAGCAUCGUCAUCGUCAUCGCCAUCAGCCUCAAACGCAGCGGCGUUCCUCGGCCACCAGGGGAGAGUCCGCUACCCCGCCGGCCAGCAGUCUCCAGACUGCAGCUACGAAAUAAGCUCAGAAAACCGCCUGAUUCUGGACGCAUUUGCACAGCAGUGCAGUCGCGUGCUCAGCCUCCUCAACAGCAACGGCAGGUUACUGGGGCCACAGCGGACUUUGAGCCCUCCAUCCUCCUCAAUCAACUCCAUCAUCAAGCAGGAGGCGGGAUGCUCGCCGGAGCCGGAUGUCACCAAGUCCAGGCCUGACGAGCCCCAGGAUGGCAGUGUGGAGAACGAGUGUCAACACCGGCAACAGUGGAACUCGCAGCACACCUCAACCCUCCUGCAAGUCUUCACCGAGUCUCUCCAGAACUACCUGCUGGCCGGGGCUCCGUCCUCCGAGGGCGAGCGCUGUCACCAGGCCGAGGCUGCACCCGCCGCACCUGCAUCACCAGCACACAAUCUGGGAGGCUGGGCGUCCCCGGCCCCCUCCGACUCAUAUGGACACCCAUCUUCCACCCUGCCUGAGGAAGAGGAGGAGGAGGAAGGCUGCUGCCCACGCUGCAUAGAGCUGGAGCAGGAGGUGCUGAGCCUUCAGCAGGAGAAUGAGGAGCUUAGGCAAAAGCUGGAAAGUGCUCCAGUGCCAAGUCAGACAGUGCUGGACUUCUUUAAGUCUGUCCUGGGACACUACAACCAGUUGAUUCCUCCACCACCACCUGAGGAUCCGCUCACUGAGACUUGUGCAAGGAGUGCAAUGCAGGAGUACUCAAACCACUACGAAAUAAACUGUCACCAGAGACCGAAAACAGAACAGGGAAGCAAGCAGCUGCUGGGGAAUUAUCCGCUCUUCAUCACUAACAAGCAGUGGGACGAGGCCGUGAACUCGUCGAAGAAGGACGGGCGUCGGUUGCUGCGCUACCUCAUCCGCUUCGUGUUCACUACAGAUGAGCUGAAGUACUCGUGCGGCCUGGGAAAGAGGAAACGCUCGGCCCACAUGAGCGAGACGGGACCUGAGAGACGGCCGCUCAAUCCUGUCAAAGUCAGCUGCCUCAGAGAAUUUAUCCGGAUGCACUGUGCGUCAAACCCUGACUGGUGGAUGCCGUCUGAAGAGCAGAUCAAUAAGGUGUUCAGUGACGCAGUGGGUCACGCGCGCCAGGGCCGGGCCGUGGGCACCUUCCUGGCCGGAGGCGGAGGCAGCGGGAGCAGCAGCAGUGGAAGCAGUCUCUACCUGGAGGGUUACGAUGGACAGCUGUCUCAAGACGAGCUCUUCAUGAAGAGCUCACAGAACGGCAUCAUGGACUAGGUCUGCCUGAGGAGGACCGAGGGUGACAAGUCCGUUUGUCUGACUGCUGUAGCCACGUUUAUCUUGACAUUGGUUGUUGAGAGCAGACAAACAAAAUGAAUACUUGACAAGCAUUCCAGAGACUCGCAUUCUCACCACGGCGUUCCCUAUAGCAGUGUUACUCAGUCAUGGUCCUGGAGUAGCCCUGCGUUUUAACGCUUUCCUUACUGUAAAUCAGCUGCUUCAGGGUUGUUAAUAACACGAUGAGAGCAAAGAAGGGGAGAGCAAGGUGCAGGGGUUGCUGCAGAACCAGGUGUGAGAAACACUGCUCUACAGCAUACAGUAUACUGUUAGAAGUGAAUUCCUCCAGCCUGCUUGCUGUAAUAUGGUAGCAUUGUACAUAGUGUCAACGCCAAGUGUUUUGCUCCUGCGGGUCAUUUUUGAGGAGUGUGUUUUGUUUUUUUCAGGACAUGGAGUCAAACCAGGCGGGUGGGAAUUACACAAAUCAUCAAAUCACAUAAUUUAUGGCUUUCAUUACACUAAAUAAGCAUCAUAUGUGUAUAAAUUGUAACAAUGUUCAGUGUAAACAAGGAUGUGAUCUUCCUAAUGUCCGAGUCCAUGUGCAUUCACAUAACAUGAUAACAAGGUGCUAUUCUAAUCCUGCAUUC